AUGCGAGCGGCAGCUCAGACAUGCCUGGACCAAGUUGUCGAAGUAUUAUCAGUGGAAGCCCUGGACGACCACGAUGUUGCCACAAUUCAGAUCGACGAUGGUGACCCCGAGUGGGAGGACGACCUCAUCAAUGUCAUUGAGCUGGAGGACUGGGGAGACAUGAGACAAAAAGCGAGGAACAAGAAAAAGUCGUUGUCAGCAGGCCUUUGGUGCUGGCUGGCUUAUCGUGAGAUGUACCUUGAGGAGCUGAUUUGA
This is a messenger RNA of Sparassis crispa, 255 nucleotides long. RefSeq lists its product as hypothetical. Bases 1 to 255 code for a protein of 84 amino acids. The transcript is spliced from 2 exons. The record is from RefSeq and is a predicted model, not a curated record. NCBI's taxonomy places the organism in Eukaryota, Fungi, Basidiomycota, Agaricomycetes, Polyporales, Sparassidaceae.